This is a messenger RNA of Drosophila elegans, 3947 nucleotides long. RefSeq names its product PDZ domain-containing protein 8 (gene Pdzd8). Gene Ontology annotation, molecular function: lipid binding; protein binding. The transcript has 8 exons. Bases 299 to 3484 code for a protein of 1061 amino acids. The record is from RefSeq and is a predicted model, not a curated record. Gene Ontology annotation, biological process: mitochondrial calcium ion homeostasis. NCBI's taxonomy places the organism in Eukaryota, Metazoa, Arthropoda, Insecta, Diptera, Drosophilidae. Gene Ontology annotation, cellular component: mitochondria-associated endoplasmic reticulum membrane contact site.
AUACAGUGGUUGUAACAGUUGUGGGCUUACAGCCACUACCAGCUAAAACCAGCCGCAUAUUGGCGAUAUUGGCUGAGGUAACAACACCAGUACCACCUAGAUGGGUGGGUCAUCGAUGGCAGGAUCUCCGUGCUAACUGAUACUGGGCGACAAUGCGAUUGCGAAUGCGAGCACAUCCAGAACGUAAUUAAGAAGACUGACAUCGGAUUCUAGUCUCAGGCUACGUUGCGCCGACCAAAUCGCCGCUGAAAUCCUCGACAGAAAUUCAAUUUGAGAGUGGGAGCUUCAAGGGGUCACCAUGGAGAUACCCAUUUCAAACAUACUACUGCUGUGCCUGAUCUUCCUGCUGAUCGGCGGGGUAGUGAUGAUCCUGCUGCAGUAUCUCAUCUUCAUCAAGUUCUCCAAUUUGCCGGACGAGAGCGAGGAGCAGAAGCAGAUGAACGCCAAAUACACCCUGCCACUUAACAUCAAGCAAACGGCCCGAAACAUGAAGAGGCUUUCCAACUCCGGACUGGGAGCCGGCAAUGGGUGCGAGAACCACCAGGAGAGUCUCCGCAGAGCCUCGGCGCUGGUCUCGCUCAACUUCGUGAUGCAGUUCCUCUUCCACGAGUUCAAGAACUCCAACCGGGUGAGGAAGUGGUUCUACCGCAAGCUGUCCAUCGAACUGGACGAACUGAUUACUAAGACUACCACUGGCAAACUUCUCGACAAGCUCACGAUUAAGGAGCUCGAGUUGGGUGACCAGUUUCCAGACAUCAAGUCGUUAUCGGUGCACAACGUGGAGUUGGACAAGGACGAGCAGCGUAUUGAGAACCUCGAUCUUCUGCUGGACAUAAACUACGUGGGCAACUUCACGACAUCCAUUGAUGCGGAUAUGGUGCUGGGCAAAAAAGGAUCAAUAACGCUAAAGGUCAAGCAGCUGUCGGGCAUGGCGCGUCUGCAGUUCACAAGGAAACCGUACACGCACUGGUCGCUGAGCUUCCUGGGCGAUCCGGAGCUGAUUCUGGACAUAGAGUCCAAGUACCAGGGCCGCCAGAUGCAGUCGAACAUCACGAACCUGAUAUCGAACCAGAUCCGAAAGGCGGUGCGCCGGAAACACACGCUGCCCAACUACAAGCUGCGCUACAAGCCCUUCUUCCACUGGACCGCCGAGGAGGACGCCGGCGACUGCGACAUCCAGCCGAACGGACUGCUCACGGUCCGGCUGGCCGAGCUGUCCCGCCUGAUGGUGGCCUACCCGGGCGCCAGCGAGACGUACUGCACCAUCACCCUGGCCCCCGUGCCCUUCAUCGAGGCCAGCCAGCGGGACAGCCGGAACGUGCUCAUCUCGCUGGACGUGUUCAUCCACAAGGCAAAGAACCAGCAGAUCGGCAUCGUCUUCAAGCAGAGCGGCAGCCAGGUGGUCCGCAUCGAGUCCGUGCUGCCCAACACGCCGGCCUGCAAGUCCAACCUGGUCGCCGGCGAUGUCCUGGUGGCCAUCGAGGGCAGGCCGGUGGCCACCAUUCAGCAGAUUGCCAAGGUGGUCAAGACGCUGCAGGCCACCGUCUUCAGUCUGCGCAUCGAGCGCGUCAUUCCCGGCAUCAUUCGCAACGAUGCCAUCCUGGAGGACAUCGACAAGUACGACGAUCUAGAGGACCUGCCCAGCCCCUGUCCCUCGAGGCCAGAGGUCGACGACCUUGUGCCGGCUGAGCCAGUGCCCAAGCACCUGGUCGUCAAGCCGGGCUUAAGUGGAACGCCCACCAACUCCCCCAAGAAGUCCAACCUGAUUGCCAAGGCCAUCAAGAAGACUAUGAGCAGGGAGAGCGGGGACAAGAACAGGGAUCGGGAUCGGGAUCGGGAUCGGGAUAAGGACAUGGACAAGGACAAAGACAAGGAUAAGGAUAAAGAAAAGGACAAGGACAAAGAUAGGGAUAAAGACAAAGACAAAGACAAAGACAAGGAGAAGGACAGGAGCAAGACUGAUGAGGCGGAGGAGCCCGUCAACUACUUCUACCAGCACUCCACCAUCGACUGCGCCUUCAGCCCGCUCAUCCACAUGGACGAUGUGUGCAGCUUCCAGCUGGACACCUCCAGCCGCUACCUCAACGUGUGCGUCUUCAGCAAGUGCGCCGGUGAGAGCGUCCUCCUGGGGUACAACAACGUCCAGAUUGGCCAGAUACUCGUCGAGUGCUCCGAGACGAGUCUGAACCAGUGCCUCAAGCAAAUCAGUCUCAACCCGGCCUCGCUUCAGGCAGUGAAGACACACGCCCUGUCUAAUCAGUCUGGGUUCAAUCCAAACCUCUGCUUUGGCGACAUUUUGUUCGGCUUCUCCUGGACGGGCAAUCCCAAUUUGACAGUGGGCGAUGCUUCCGCCAAGAGCGGCUCCAAGAAUCAGUCACAAGCUAGAAACAUAUCGGCUGGCGACCGAGCGGCACAGGAGGAUCAGUCGCACGAGCCGGUGUUCCUCAAGUUGAGCUCCACCUUGGCGGACAGCUCCCCAUCCGGCGACUCCUCGAGUGCGACGACUGGGGCCUCGAAGGCGCACAACUUCGUGCGGACCCACUUCCAUCGAGCCACGCAGUGCGACUUCUGCGGCAAGAAGAUCUGGCUGAAGGACGCCAUGCAGUGCCAGGAGUGCUCCAUGUGCUGCCACAAGAAGUGCAUAGUCAAGUGCCAGAUGGCCACCGUCUGCGGUCCGGUGGACUGCUCCGGCUCCAUGCCGGCGUCGUCCACUCCGGCGAUGGCCAACCGGCCGGAGUUCACCAUUACGCAGGCCGACAGCCCCGAGCUCCUCGACGCCAACUUGAGUCCGGCUCCUUUGGACGAGGCGGCCACUUCUGGCGGGGAUCAGGCUCAGGCUCAGGCUCAGAUCCAGACCCCAACGGCGGCUGGCUUAGAUGUGCACAGGUCCAGUCUCACCGGGAUGCUGGCCCAGGGCAUUAAGCGGCAGGCGAGCAACCUGGACAUACCCGGCAUCGUGUCCUCGCUGACUGGCAGUGGUCAGCAGAUGAACUCCAAGAGCCUGCCUCCGAGCCCCCAGCACACUCCCUCGCGAAAGUCGUCAGUCGUGGAGGAGGCGACUCCUGUUCUGCCCCAGAAUCCCUUUGAGUGCGUUGCCCAGCAUUUGGAGGCUCUACCAUUAGACUGCACAGUUCUCAGCUGCGAACAGGUAAUCGUCAUAACCGAGCCCAUCAUUCGCCAUACCCGCAACGAGGAUCUGAUGAACCUGGCCAAGAGCACCAGCAAAAAUCUAUACGUUGGCCUACCGCCCGAAGAGCGAGUGGCCAAAAUAAACGAGCUGCUGACAAAACUGAAGGUGGCCCUGGACGCCGAAACUGAGGGCUACACCAUGAUGAAUGAUGCCGAGAAGGCCACGGAGUCAUCGGCAUGGAAGUCGGCGUCCAGCAUGGAGAACCGGUCAGACGAGCGAGUCCAGGCCCUCAGCAUCAUCAUGCUCUACUUGUGCACUGGACUGCAGCAUGCCCAGGGCGUAGUUCUGCAGUAGAUCUGCAGAAGGAUAUUGAUCGAAGGGCCGAUUUGGUCAUGUCAUGUUAAUGUGCUAGUUUGUAGUCUGUGGUGUCAAUUUUUCGAAUGAAUGGAUUUCACACGAGUCGGACGGAAGAGUCUGAGAAUUAAAUGUAAACUAACUAGUAAAUGCUCGGAUGGCAUUAGGAAAUCGGCCCUGUUAGUUGCCUAAAUACUUGUGUAUUUGGUGAACUCCACGUAGUCUUAAGUAGCAGACUGGAAAUGUGUUAGUGAACUUAUGGGCAUUUUUAAUUCGUGUUGUGGCAUACUUACCUAGAAGUAUUUCAAUUUUAGCCAUCUAUUUCAAUCAAAAUACGCUUAUUUGUCAGUUUUGAAAGAGAUUUGUAAAUAUAUAAUAUGGGGUUAACCCAAACUCAACACAAACAUCAAUGGUAUCUAUAGAGUUCAAACUUGUUUUUGGCGAAUAAAAAUUUUUAAGCAAA